AUGGAAACAGAAAACAUCACCUCUGUCAAGGAAUUCAUCUUACUGGGGCUUGCCCACCACAGAAAAACCCAGCUUCUCCUCUUUGCAGUCAUUCUCAUCAUCUACUUGCUUACAGUUUUGGGGAACCUGCUGAUCAUCAUAUUGGUGCGGGUUGAUUUAAAACUCCACACACCCAUGUAUUAUUUUCUUUCUCAUCUUGCAGGGGUAGAUAUCUGUUAUGUCACCAGCACCAUGCCUCUAAUGUUAACUCAGCUCCUGACGGGAGAUGGAGCCAUUUCUUUCGCAUUCUGCAUGAUCCAGAUGUACAUUGCAUUGGCCACAGCUGUUGUUGAGGAUUUCCUGUUGGGUGUCAUGGCCUAUGACCGCUACCUGGCCAUCUGCCGUCCCUUAGUUUACGCAGUGGUCAUGGGCAAGCGCUGCCAACUGCAGUUCACUUCCACUUGCUGGAUAACAGCUCCUGUGCUCUGUGUGAUUUGCGUUCUCUGCCUUGUUUUCCAAACCUAUUGUGGCCCCAACCAGAUCAAUCACUUCAUAUGUGAGUUGCCAAUGGUGCUGAAACUCUCAUGUGAUGAUACAAGAAUUGUUCAGGCCAUUAUUUUUGGUAUAGGAGCAUUUGUCCUCCUGGUUCCCCUUUCCUUUAUGUUGACCACCUAUGGGUUUAUUCUUCAUUCUAUUUCACAAAUGAGAUCAAGUGUUGGGCGGCGCAAGGCUUUCUCUACAUGUGGCUCCCAUCUCCUUGUGGUCUCCUUGUUUUAUGGCCCUUCCAUAUGGACAUACAUCAUUCCAAAGUCUGAUUCAGCUCCCAAUCGUGAUAAACAAAUUGCAGUCUUCUAUGUUGUGGUCACCCCUCUGCUCAACUCUAUCAUUUAUACCCUGCGGAACAAGGACAUUCAUAGGGCAGUAGCCAAGUUGUUGUGA
This is a messenger RNA of Candoia aspera, 918 nucleotides long. RefSeq names its product olfactory receptor 2D3-like. The record is from RefSeq and is a predicted model, not a curated record. NCBI's taxonomy places the organism in Eukaryota, Metazoa, Chordata, Lepidosauria, Squamata, Candoiidae. Gene Ontology annotation, cellular component: plasma membrane. Gene Ontology annotation, biological process: detection of chemical stimulus involved in sensory perception of smell; G protein-coupled receptor signaling pathway. The transcript has a single exon. Gene Ontology annotation, molecular function: G protein-coupled receptor activity; olfactory receptor activity. Bases 1 to 918 code for a protein of 305 amino acids.